Messenger RNA from Tinamus guttatus (white-throated tinamou), 1595 nucleotides. It is a transcript of the gene TCP11L2, whose product is annotated as t-complex 11 like 2. The record is from RefSeq and is a predicted model, not a curated record. NCBI's taxonomy places the organism in Eukaryota, Metazoa, Chordata, Aves, Tinamiformes, Tinamidae. Gene Ontology annotation, biological process: signal transduction.
AUGCCUCUCGAGGAGGACCAGAGCAGCGAUUCGGACUCCUUGCGCCUCUCAGAAAGCACCGCUUCUUCCAGUGACUCCGAGUGCUCGCGACAGAGCUUCAACAGCGAUUCCUCGAGCAAACCCAGUUCCCCAGUCUCAGCAAGUCCUCCCAAGAUUAUUACCUUUGAUGAAAUGAUGGCAGCUACAAGAAAUCUGACCAAUCUGACUCUAGCUCAUGAAAUUGCUGUAAAUGCAGACUUCUGCAUGAAACAUGUAGACUUUCCACAGAACAGCUUGGUGGGCACGGUGAAAACUAUUGUACACAAAGCAUUUUGGGAUUGUUUGGAAUCGCAGCUGAAUAAAGAUCCUCCAGAAUAUGAACAUGCUAUCAAGCUUUUUGAAGAAAUUAAGGAGACUCUUCUUUCCUUUCUGGCUCCUGGAGCAAACAGGAUUCAAAAUCAGAUCUGCGAAGUUCUAGAUACAGAUCUUAUAAGACAGCAAGCAGAACAUAAUGCUGUUGAUAUCCAUGGACUAGCAAACUAUAUCAUCAACACUAUGGGAAAGUUGUGUGCUCCAAUAAGAGAUAAUGAUAUAAAACAGUUAAAAGCAACUGACAAUAUCAUAGAGUUAUUGAGAAAAAUAUUCCAUGUUCUGGACCUAAUGAAAAUGGAUAUGGUUAACUAUUUAUUUGAAAACAUUAGGCCGUAUCUUCAGCGCAAUUUGGUGGAUUAUGAAAGAAUAAAAUUCCAGGAAAUACUUGAAGAAACACCAAGUGCUCUGGAUCACACAACAGAAUGGAUAAAGGAAUCAAUAGAAGAUGAAUUGUCGUCUUCUGAUGAGUCUUCAUCAUCCGCUGGUGCUAAUAGUAGUUCUAAGCCAAAUCUUAGUCCUACACUGGUGCUAAACAAUGGCUACUUGAAACUGUUACAGUGGGAUUAUCAUAAAGGAAUUCCAGAGACUCUAAUAACAGAUGAAGUUCGUCUUCAGGAGCUGAGAGAAAAGCUAAAUCAAUUAAAAAUCAUAGCUUGUGUGUGUCUCAUAACAAACAAUACGGUGGGUGCAGCAAUUGUGAAUGUGCCAGAUUUUGCUGACCAACUGAAAAAGAUCUCUUUUCCUCUUCUUGAAGGCAUGAGCAAGAAAACUUUUGAUUUGAAGGAGGCUCUGAAUGCCAUCAGUGUCCAGAUCUGCAGCAAAGUGAACAAGUCCCUGUCUGAAAGAGGUUUCCCCACUCUUGAUAAAGAAAUGCAGAAUAACUUACUGGGUCAAAUUGGUAGUGUUGUUGAGAAGAACAAUCCUGUCAGUUCCUUGAUUGAUAAGCGGAUCCAGUUGUUCAUGCGAAGCUUGCUCGCGCUUCCGAGCGGCAGGAAGUGCGCGGCGGCUGUGCCGGGAGGCCUUUCCGUGAUCCAGCCGGAGAUGGAGCAACUUGGAUCUCAGUAUGCGAACAUUGUUAACUUUAACAAGCAAGUGUAUGGACCCUUCUAUGCAAGCAUCCUUAGGAAACUCCUUUUUUCUGAUGCACCAAAAGGGAAUGCGGAAACGGAAGCAGCUGCCAAUUGAAAAUAGUGACCUACUCCUUGUACCCUGUUCUUCUCCCUUCAGACUUUAUAAUAGAGACA